CGUGUGUGCGGUACACUGACAACGACGGCGGUUUAAUUUCUUGUGCAGUCACCAUUUAGACAUUACCGCGCGUGUACACUUCUCCAUAUCCGCACGUUCAUCGCACAAUUUAUUUCAUAUCUCCUCAUUUAUUUUAACUCGUUGUAAUUAUUGUACGACAUUUAUCUGCCGAUAGUAUCAAUCAAUCAGUCAUCGAAGAACUUGAGGAUUUUAAUUACACAGGCGCUGUUUUCGUAUCACCCGGUUUUGUCACCCGGCCGGCGUAUUGCAAUGACUUCCAGGCGAAAACUGCACUGACAAUAAGUACACACUAAUACAAUUGAGUGUACCAGUGGGUAUUGCUCGACAACCAAACUGUAUCCCCUUACAUAGUGUUCAGCGACAGAGAUACGACACAUACAACUCACGGAUUGUAAAAAGCUAACUAGGGUAUUGUUUGAAAUGAAAUUCUUCAAAAUGAAAUUGUUACUAUUGUGUUUUUUUUUACAAACGUUGUUCAUAGUAUAUGCCAAGUGUGAAUCUGGACCAGUUUAUGUGGACGCAAACUCUCAAUAUGACAGUCCUGAACCAUUUGCCUCUUCUGUGGUAUUACCAGAUAGUCAAAUCACUCAAACUGUUUAUGGAUUUUUAGAUUUUACAACAACUAUUGGAAACACUAAAAUGGUGUUCAUGCCUCAAAGUGCCUCUCCUUUGCCGGUCAUUACAGCUGUAGAUCAAACAACUACUGAAGAAUCAUUCACAACAAUCGAAGAAAAACCAGUGUCCAAAGAACAGUUGGAAACUGAAUUUGUGGAUAUAACUCCAAGUAAACCAUUAUAUCAACCAGACGAUCAACUACCAAAUGAAGAAGCUGUCAUAACAAUCAAAGAACUUAAUACAACUCCUGAACCUACAACAAUAACAACUAAUGAACCAACAUCAAUUGAUGAAGAUAAAAAAAAUAACCAAGAAAAAAAAUCUGGAACUUUUUCAACUCAAAAAAAAUUAGUCGUAAAAUCGACAACGCCAAUUCCUCCAAUGGAGGGAGUUUCUCCUGAGGCCGUUGAAAAAAAUAAAAAGGAUUUCAUAAGUUCCAAAGUAGUUGUUUUAACAGGUACUAAAGUUGUCAAUGACAUAAUAACAAAAGAAGACGUUAUUGAAGGUAUUAGUUCUCAUUCUUCUAGUGAUAUCCCAGAAAAAGUUAUUUCGAGUAAAGUAGAAGUAAUUUCUGGUGAGCCUGUCCAAGAGGUUGCUAUAAAUCAUUUAGCACCUACACCUGAAUACGAUUUCCUCUCUCGGCAGCCAUCUGAAGUGGUAGAUGAAACAUUUAAAGUGAUUGAUUUAAGGCCAAGCGCAUCAAGAUUAGUGGUUAACCAAAAAGGCAAACCACGUGCAUUUAGUAGUGUAUCAAAUUUUAAUAUAGAUGAAGAACCGGUUACUAAUAAAACACCAAAAAAAGUUACAGUCAAAAUUUCACCUUCUUCAUCUGGAAUUCGUAUAUUAAAAACAGUUGCUCCUAAAUCAGCUAGUAGACCACCAAGUAUUGAACCUACUCCGUCAACCUCUAACUUAGAAGAUGAAUCAUUAGAAUAUUUAGUUGGAUCUCAACCAAGUUCAAAUUUAGUUAGACAAUCUAGAAAACCAGUUAUUAAUAUUAGUACAAACAAAAAUAAAUACACACCUACACCAAAAAAUAAACCUCGAGAGUCAGACGAUUAUCCAGCAGCAGUAGAUGAAGAAAUUAAUGAGUACUCUCAAACUCAAAAUGAACCAACAACACCCAGUUAUAGAAAAGGUUCUAAAUAUUCAACAAAAGGUACAACAACUACACAAAAAUCGUCAAACUUUAAACAAAAUAGAUUUAUUAGACCAACCACUGAAGCUCAAGAAGAUAUCACUGAAGGAUCUAUCACUCAUAGAAGAUUUGUCCCUAGUUCUAAACGCAAUGAAAACAAUGCAGUUGUAACUCCUACUACAACGUCUCGUAGAGUUUUCAAAAAACAUUUUCAACAACAAGAGCAACAGCAACCUUUACAAUCACAGUCAAACCAUCAAUCCAUACCAACUCCACCAAUAACAUUCAAAUCUAAACUAGUUCGACCAUCUGGUCGAUGGGAGUAUAAAACAUCUCCUAAACCUCGUGUAACCAUUCGCCGGAUAGAUGACCUGCGACAUGGCCAAGAAAAUAAUACAACUCCAGUCACACCGCAUUUGCCUGACGUACAAGUAGAUAAUAAUGAUCAAGCGUUGGCAGGAUCUGGUUUAUUACCAGCUUUACAACAUGACGAUGAUAAUGAUGUUCUUAUUCAAGAAUCUACUCCAACAGCAACCGCUGAAACUAUUAGAGUAGAGAUAUCAACACCUGCUGAAUUUAAAGAUAUUUACUAUGAAAUUGCAACUAUCAAAUCACCGUAUUCUUUUCAAGUUGGAUCUGUGAAAAACACUAGAUUUAUAACUGUCACAUCUACGUUCCAAAAGAGUCUUGUCGAGCAAACUGAAAGUCCUCAGCCAUCUAGAGUAGAACCACUAUCCGAAAACAUACUUGCAAGCACUGUCAAUAACUUAUAUGGUCGCGAACACCCAAUUGAUUCUAGUAUAGCUACCUUGCCCCCAAUAGCUUUAUCUCCUGACCAAGCUACACCACCAUUAGAAACUAUGACAGAAAGUUUCAGCACGACUGAACUUAUGUUAAAAACUCACAUUUUACCAGUAGUUCGAGGUAGUGAUACAAGCAGCUAUACUUUAAUCCAAUCUUACAAGGUUACCAGAUUAAUAACAGCAGUGAAAACUCUACCUCCCAUGGAGGUAUAUCAAUUUGUUCCAAGUAAAACAUUGAAUGAGUUUAAUACAAGAUUAGAUGAGGCUGGAUCUGAACUUCAUUUGGAGCUUGAGUAUGGUGACAAUAAUAAUGAAGAUGAUUCUCAUCCAAAUGCAGCAAAAGCGUUUCUGGACAGUUUAGAUCUAGCUAAUGUUGGAUCAAAUUUUGAUGUUUCACAAAUGGAUAAAACAAAUGGUUUACGUUUAAAGAAAGCACAUAAAUUCCCCAAUGCUACUAAUAACAAUAAUAAUUUCUCCAGUUCAGCCCCUCCAACUAUGAGUCCUGAACAACUUCAACAACUGGCUCUCUAUAGACUACUUAAUCCAAAUGCUCCAGUGCCUGCUCCAGUUAUUACAACUUCUAGACCAGUUUUAAAAUUGGAAACAUUGUAUGAAACACACGCCCUUCCUAUAGUGAAUGGUGGUAGUACAUAUUAUACUACUCUAUCUAGGCCGAUUGGAACAGUUACACGAACAGAUUUUGAACUUUUCACGACCACCCUAGCUAUACCUCAACCUUCUGCUCUAUUUCCCCAACAAUCAAUUUUACAACCACAACCUUCUUUAUUUCCUCAGCCUUCCCAAUUUCCACAACAACCAACCCUAUUUCCUCCACAGCCUACUCUUUUCCCACAACAGCCAUCGUUUACCGUAAUGUCCACACCAGUUAUUACCGAAUCAAUGGUCACUCAAACUGAUAGUAGAGUACUCAAGCUUACAUUUGGUGCUAAAACUGCUUAUACUACAUUGUACUCUAGUUCUGUUUUUCCCACUCAGGUAACUUCAUAUUUGACUCAGUCUGUUGCCGUUCAACCUACGAUAGCUCAAUUCCCUAAUUUCAUACCGUAUGGUGGAUAUCCAUUUAUAGGAUAAUUCAGUUGUCGCGUGCCAUGACUUGUAAAUAAAAAAAUCAUAUACAAUUAUAUGCUCAAAUAUAAAGUAUUUUUGAAAAAUAACCUAAAAAGAGGUUAUAAAAAUUAAUGAAUAUAUUUUUUUAAUAUAACUUUUAUUUAAAUAGUUAACUAUUAAUUAAAUAUGUUGAUUAAUAUAUUGUUAUGUUGUUAAAAACAUAUAACACCAUUUGCGUGACUAAAACUAGUGGAAAUAUGCAAUACGUCAUCUAUUGUUACUAACCGAUAUAUUGAUUGAAAAUUUCAUUAGAUAUUUUUAAAACAAAAAAGUACUAUCUAGAGAUUUUUGCGCAUUUGGUAAAUAAAAAUAAAUUUUAUCAAUUUAAUUGGAAUGUAUGAAAAAUACUUUUUCUCAGACAAUUGCUUGGUAACUUUUGUACAUUGUCAAAGAAAGAACUUACUAAAUUACUAUUAAACUCUUUCGUUCAUUUAUCACCCUACCAGAAUCGAACUUUGGAAGUCAGCCAAAAGUUUGAGGUGUAUAUUUCCACCUCCUCUUUAUAUAAACCUUGCUCUUUUACUGGAAGUUUUUCCUCGACAUUAUAAAACAAAUCUGGUUACGAGUUGUGAUUAAUUGCAUGGCCUUUACUAAAAAUUAUUUUCAAUAGAAAUUGUUGCCAAAAACCGAUUGAAAAAAAAAGUAAAAUAAAAUUAAAGAGUAUAAUAUAUUCUAUUAUAAAGCGUAGUGAAUUAUUUUUAUAUUUUUUAUCUGUAAUUAUAUGUAAUAAGUUAUCUUAUUUUUUAAAUAUAUUUUUGUAUUUUGUAACUAAUGUUUUUAUAUUUGAAAAUAAAACUUUUGUACAGAUUUAUUUAA
Molecule: messenger RNA, 4521 nt
Organism: Daktulosphaira vitifoliae (grape phylloxera)
Lineage: Eukaryota; Metazoa; Arthropoda; Insecta; Hemiptera; Phylloxeridae
Exons: 5
Coding region: 442-3669 (1075 amino acids)
Source: RefSeq, a predicted model, not a curated record